UGUGUAAGUUCCUUUGUGGGAUACCUGAACAGUUGCUCUUGUCGGUGAAUGAUCGACCGUUAUUGGUUUUAGGCAACAUAGCCUAAUUUCCCAUACAUGCCAGGUGAAGUCUUGAAGGUAAGUUUUAUAAUAUUUUGUGCUAUUGUGCAUGGCUAAUCUUUCGUUUAUUACUUUAUUGUAUUUAUUAGGACUAGCCUAUUUUUUUCAGAAAAUAAGUUUGCAUUUGAGUGUCUAGUUUGACCAAAUAAACACUGAUUCGGAAAACAGCAAUAUUGUAGGCUAUUGUUAUUUUUUUCAAUGAAAAAUGUUAAUUAUCUGAACAACACACCAUAGUUUGUAUAAAGCAGUGUAUGUUUAGCCACAUUUGUAUUCAAAUAAUACGUUUGUUCCAGUUAAUCAGUAAAUAGCUUAUUAUAUCAUGAUAAUACAAAAUAAAGAAAACACUCCGUUUGGAUUUUUACUUUUUGUAUACCACAUUCAAAAAAGCCAACGACCAGGUUGUGAAUGCUGUAUAGCCUUUACACGUUUUUUUCUCAAUAGAUUGACAAAGGGUGUGGAUCAGAACCAUAACAGCACAUGCUGCCUGGAAGGCUGGUUGGCUGUCUCUGCCGCGAUAUUAUCGUGCAGGGAGCAGCUGCUGUGCAUGGCAAUCACAUUUCAUGCUGUGCCGCCUGUGCAUGUAGAGUGCUUAUUAUUGUGUUAUCGGUGCGCAAAUGUCUACCAACUCAAAAAGAGCAACCAUAGGAAAUUGCCACUGUAGCAUAAAUAGUUUCUUAUGGGGUAUCAGGUCUUAUUCUGUAUAUAUAUAUUUUUAAACAUAGCAAAGGUGCCUUUCAUUUUAAAGCAUAUGCAAUGAAAGGGAUGGUUCACCAGAAAAUCAAAGUCAGAUCACACUUUAAUUAAAAUGUUAGAAUCAGCUUUAUUCAAUGUGGAAGCGUUAACACGAAAUGAAAAAUGUAGAAUAGACCUAUUUCGAGGUAAGAACUGUACCACUUUAAUUAAUCUAAUAUCUUUAACUCUUUCUUUCUACUCUCAUCUCCCCUCACUCUCUCUCUUUCUCUGCUCUCCUCCCCGUCUCUCUCUCUCUCCCUCCCUCCAGCUCCCUCGUCCGUUCCUCACCAUGGGGUUCGGCAGCGCUGGCGAGCCUCAACCUCAGCCUCAGAGCGACCACCAGCCCCAGCGGAAAGAGAUGAGCUUCUGCGAGGGGCCGUGCCAUGCAGAACAGAUCCUCCAGGUGCUCAACGCCUACCGCCGCAGCGGCACCUUCACCGACGUGGUCCUGCAGGUGGACAGCAGUGAGUUCCCAUGCCACCGCGCCAUCCUCAGCGCCGGCAGCAUCUACUUCCGCACAAUGUUCAACGGGCAGCUCCUCGAGAGCCGCCAGCAGCUGGUGCGCAUCCAGGGUGUAGGUGCCUCCACCAUGGAGACGGUGCUCAACUUCGUGUACGAGGGCAAGGCAGCGCUGGAUGAGGGCAACGUGGGGAGCGUGUUCAGCGCCACCAACAUGCUGGGUGUCAGCGUGCUCAGCAAGGCAUGUGUGCGGUUCCUGGAGGAGCGUAUGGACCACUCCAACUGCCUAGGCAUCAUGGACUUCGCUAGCUCGUACUUCAUCACGCCUCUGGCAGACAAGUGCCAGACUAUGUUGUACAGGGACUUUGUGGAGGUCUACAAGCACGAAGAGUUCCUGAGCUUAGCCAAAGAGCGUGUGGUGGAGCUUCUGACCAGUGAGCAACUCCAGGUGGACAAGGAGGAGGUGUUGGUGGAGGCAGUGCUGAAGUGGGUGCACCACGUGCCCGCCGAGAGGAAAGGGGCCCUCCAGGAGCUGUUGGAGCUGGUGCGUCUGCCUCUGGUGGACCCUGUUUUCUUCGUCAACGUGAUAGAGUCGGACGACCUGGUCCAGGACUGCAGGGAGUGCCGGCCACUGCUGCAGGAGGCCAGGAUGUACCAUGUCCUGGGGAGGGAAGUGGACUCUGUGCGGACCAGACCGAGAAAGUCAGUAUUAAAACCAUUGGUGUCAAAAACAUCAGCCAGCCUUAUGUAUGUAUGUACAAUAAUGCUCUAUAGUGGUCGCUAACACUGGUCCUGAAUAGCUACAGGGUGUGCAGGCUUUUUUCCCAGCCCAAUGCAAACACAUUUAGUUCAGCUAAUUCAAGUAUUGAUGAUAAGAUGUUUGGUUAAAUCAAGUGCUGGGCUGGAACACAACUUCUUUAAGGACCAGGAUUUUGCUACCCCUUUUUCUAACCUGAAAACAAAACAAAGUAAAGGUAGAGAGAAGAGGGAAUUAUUCAAGAGCGAAAAUACAGUUCUGGUAUGUCUCUCUACUGUAGACUCAUAUUCCUAAUAAUCAUAUUAAUUUGGAAAAGUACUAGUACAUAUUCAGGGAGUCUGUGUUGUUGUCCAGUUUGUUCUCAGUUUUUCAGUUCAAGUAUAUUCACUCUGUCUGUCGGUCUGUCUGUGCUCAGGUGCAUGGGGAGAGCUGAGAUGAUCGUGGUGAUCGGAGGCUGUGACAGAAACGGCUUCUCCAGGCUGUCCUUCACUGAGAAACUCAACCCUUACACCAAAGAGUGGGUGCCCGGUGCCACCAUCCCAGGAUACUCCAAGUCCGAGUUUGCCAGCUGUGAGCUGCAGAAUGAAGUAUACGUGUCAGGUGUGCCACUGUUAUAAGGAAAUGUUGAUCGUCACAAGAUGAGACGGUGCAUAUUACUAUAGGUUUUUAUUAGUUUUUAUCUUACUUGUGAACAUACUAUUACCAUGUUAUUACAACUUUAUCCCAUGCUGUAAUGUAACGUGCUACCAAAAUAUUUGUAUUAUGUAAUGGUAAAUGUUUAGGAACAGUCCCCUAGAUAAUAAGCUAUUCAUACUGUAUCAGGGCAAUAACUGUGAACUAGCCAUGUUUGUUAUUGUGCAAAGCACAUUGCUGUCAAACCUGUUUUUACACCUUACAUCAGUUCUACUGUCAACUGACAGAGCUUCUGUUUAUUCAAAGGGAAAUGCAUGUUUUUCUUCAAUGUAAUUCAAUGCGGUCUGUCUUUAAUUGCUUUUCAUAGCAUCUCUGCUCUAGAUUUAUUUACACAGACAGGCAUGUCCAAAGCCUAUAAGAAAGCCCACGGCGAUAUAGUGGCAAGGAAAAAGUCCCUCAGGAAUACAGUGGCAUUUUUCAAAGCUAUUAAACAUGGCCACUGUCUCAGUUCUGAAAUAGGGGGCCAUAUGAAUCAAGAGUCUCAGAGGAGGAGUGUUGAUCUAUGAUCAGCUGUCCAUGUAAUCUUAUUAAUUGUGAUCUAAAUGGCAAAACUGAUCUUAGAUGAGCACUCCUCCUCUGAGACGCUUGAUAGCCUUCAUAUUGACCCUGGACUGAUUGUAUCGUCCUGCAGGAGGCCAGUUGAAUAGCUCGGACGUGUGGAAGUACAUGCCCCAGGUGGACCACUGGGUUCGUGUUGCCUCCUUGGCCAAGGCCAGGUGGAGGCACAAGAUGGUUGCUCUGCUUGGAAAGGUGAGCCUGCCUUUGUUCCAGUUGCCUCCUUUUGUGGAUACAAAGCCCCAUAAUCAUUGACAUCCAUUUGUGAUUGAGUCAGAGUCAGAGUUGUGAGCGCUUAGGAUUUCUCCCAUAAUGCUAACCUGGUCCCAGAUCUGUUUGUGCUGUUCUCUAUACAGCACAAACAGAUCUGGGACCAGGCUACCAUAAUGCAUAUCAGGCUGAAUCUUUGUAGAGUCCGAGCAGGCUGGUUUGCAAUUUGACCAUAGACUGGGUAGAAUAAGAAUUGUACUGAGUAUAGCUGUGUGCGUGUGUUUGUGGUUGUAGUUAUAUGCAGUGGGAGGCUUCAACGGGCUGGAGCGCUUGUCCAAUGUGGAGUGCUACAGCGUCUACGACAACCAGUGGCGGACUGUAGCCCCUCUACUGCUGGCCGUGAGCUCAGCGGCUCUGGUGGGCUGCUCUGGGAAGCUCUACGUCAUUGGUGGGGCUGUGAGCAACGACUGCAAUACCAACAAGGUGAGCUGGAAUCUGUGGUGUAGCGUGAAGUUGCCCCUAGACGCUGAUCAUGGGUCAGUUUUGCAUUUCCCCCACUAAUGGUUAAAGACGCCCUCCAGCGAUUUUUUUACUUUUACUGUUGAAAAGCGAUAUCCCAAGUAUAAAUACAGUAAAGUACACUGCAAACUUCAAGGAGUAGGGCAUUCAAGGAGUUGGUCUGAUGGGAAUCCGUUAAGCCAUCGGCCUCCCCUCUUGCUUGAGGAACAAUAGAGGAGCAAUAGAGAACAAAAGAGGAAAAGCCCGCCCCCCACUUGUGCAAUUUCAUGACAUACCUGGGAAGUAGGGGUGCUGAGAGUGCUGCAGCCCCCCCUGAAAAAUUGGAGUAAAAAAAUAUUUAUUAAUAAUGUAUUUGGAUAUUCUUUUAAGAAAUGUUUUUUCUCACAAAAGUAGUGCACUGGGCCUUUGCUAGUCCUUUAUUAGCGGACCGAUAUAGGCAUCUGUAGCACGGGCAAAAGAUCUGUACCUAUAGGACAUUUCCUCCCGAAAUGGGAUCUGUUGUAGGAUAAAGGUCAGGCAUACAGUAGAGGUUAGAUUACCCUUUUCAGAUUACUGAACUGAGGCGAACUGAGUUACGCAUCCACCAUAGUUGCUGGAACCAUGUGUGAAAAGAAAAGACCUGAGCCAGCACAGUACGGUUUGGGUGGUAUGGUAGUGUGAAAAGGGUAUUAGAGUUGGGGUAAACUAUUACAUUAAAGCAAUUUGAUUUACUUCACAUGUAUCAUGAAACCACAGUUCAAGUUUAAGAACAGAAUAGCAAUAUAGUUGACAUUUCAUCAUCUACCAGAACGUGUUGUUGUUAUUCUAGUCUUCACCACACUGUGACAAAGGCUUAAACAAACAAUAGCUGGAUUAUGGAAUGACAAGUACUCCCUGUGUAGAUAUAUUAAAUGUCAACCGAGGUUCUUCAAUUCUGACACAGAGAACCUUGUUCUGCUUUUGUGGAAUUUCUUGGAAAGUUUUGUGGAAUUUCAUGGAAGUGACCUUUUCCAAAGAACACCUUCAGAAUCAUGUUACCUACUUUCAUAUUACAUCUUGUCGUCCAUUUGUAGAUGUUCUCUGUACUGUAAUGCUCCUUGGACUGUAGGCUAUAACCAAAUUCUGAAGAUCAAAAUAUGCUAUUCUUUUGUGCCUUAGGGCUUGCCUUAACACGAUUCUUAGAAUGGAUUCCAGGAAACAAGCAGCAUUCCAAACUGUCAACACUAUCAUUCUCUUUCAUUAAGAACCCCCUCAUUUAGUAUUUGCAUACAAAACAGACACACUAUUUGUGUCGAGUGGAUCUGCUGUUGUUCUGCUAAUGUUUAAGCCACACACAAUACUGUAGAAUUAGUCAAAUGUAGUGUUUAGCCAUUUCCUACAAGACCCUACUUUUACUGUCCAUAGAGGUUCAGUGCAAUUUAGGCCGGUUUCCCAGACACAGAAUAGUCCUGGACUAAAAAGCAGUUUCAAUAGAGAUUGUCUAUUGAGAAUUAAUUUUACUCCUAGACUAGCCUUAAUCUGUAACCAAGAAACUGGCCCCAAAAGUAAUGUAUUAUAAGAAAACCCUAUAAAGGCAUACUAAAUGUCUAAUAAUACAAAAUAAAGGAAAAAUUAGCUAUUUAUAUACACAUGCAUACGUUUAAAACAUUUUAUAAUGCCUAAUAUGUUAUAUCUAUAUCUCUAGCACACAUUUUAUGUUUACCUUCUCUUAAACAACCCUGCUUCUGCUGUCCAUACCAUAGAGAUCCUAUUGUUUUAUACAAUAUAUGUACAAAAGUAUGUGGACACCCCUUCAAAUUAGUGGAUUCGGCUAUUUCAGCCACACCCGUUGCUGACAGGUGUAUAAAAUUGAGCACACCGCCAUGCAAUCUCCAUAAACAAACAUUGGCAGCAUAAUGGCUUUACUGAAGAGCUCAGUGACUUUCAACGUGGCACCGUCCUUGGAUGCCACCUUUCCAACAAGUCAGGUCAUUAAAUUUCGCCCUGUUAGAGCUGCCCGGUCAACUGUAAGUGCUGUUAUUGUAAAGUGGAAACGUCUAGGAGCAACAAUGGCUCAGCCGCGAAAUGGUAGGCCACACAAGCUCACAGAACGGGACCGCCGAGUGCUGAAGCGCGUAGCGCGUAAAAAUAGUCUCUCCUCGCUCGGUUGCAACACUCACUACCGAGUUCCAAACUGCCUCUGGAAGCAACGUCAGCAGAAUAACUGUUUGUCAGGAGCUUAAUGAAAUGGGUUUCCAUGGCCGAGCAGCCGCACACAAGCCUAAGAUCACCAUGCGCAAUGCCAAGCGUCGGCUGGAUUGGUGUAAAGCUCGCCACCAUUGGACUCUGGAGCAGUGGAAACGCAUUCUCUGGAGUGAUGAAUCACGCUUCACCAUCUGGCAGUCCAACGGACGAAUCUGGGUUUGGCAGAUUCCAGGAGAACGCUAUCUGCCCGAAUGCAUAGUGCCAACUGUAAAGUUUGGUGGCGGUGGACUAAUGGUCUGGGGCUGUUUUUCAUAGUUCGGGCUAGGUCCCUUAGUUCCAGUGAAGGGAAAUCUUAACGCUACAGCAUACAAUGACAUUCUAAACGAUUCUGUGCUUCCAACUUUAUGGCAACAGUUUGGGGAAGGCCCUUUCCUUUUUCAGCAUGACAAUGCCCCCAUGCACAAAGUGAGGUCCAUACAGAGGUUGUUUGUCUAGAUCGGUGUGGAAGAACUUGACUGAUCUCAACCCCAUCGAACACCUUUGGGAUGAAUUGGAAUGCCGACUGUGAGCCAGGCCUAAUCGGCCAACAUCAGUGCCCGACCUCACUAAUGCUCUUGUGGCUGAAUUGAAGCCAGUCCCCGCAGCAAUGUAACAACAUCUAGUGGAAAGCCUUCCCAGAAAAGUGAAUAGCAGCAAAGGGGGGACCAACUCCAUAUUAAUUUAUGUCCAUGAUUUUGGAAUGAGGUGUCCACAUACUUUUGGUUAUGUAGUGUAUGUUCUAUAUGUUCUAUAUGUAAUUCUAUGGUCCAUGCAGGUUCAGUGCUAUAACAUAGAAGAGGACCAAUGGACGUAUGUGGCAUCCUGUCCAUUCUCUCAGAGAUGCAUCAAUGCCAUCACACACAAUAACACCAUCUAUGUAGUGGGAGGCCUCCUGGACCAGAUUUACAGCUACACUCCUAAGACAGACACCUGGAGCAAAGUGGUGGACUUGCCAAUGAAACUGGUAAGUGAAUUUUAUACUAAACUAGUAGUUGCAACCAGUGGGUUACAUAGAAUAGGGAAAUCACUUUGCUUUUGACAACUCCUGUUUGUCAAUUGCCAAAUAAGGAUUUACAAUCACAAUUGUUGAAAUCACAACAAAAACAACCCCCAUGUAGACACCCAUGUAGAUACCCAUGUACAGCGAAUGUGAUUAUAAUUUCUAAUUUGGCCACAUAAGAGAAGAAACAGGAGUUGAGGAGCAGUAGGCCAUUAAUCAUUUGUGGGUUGUAAAGCCUCUAAAGCUACAUGAUUUUGGAGCUGCCAGGCAUAUAUUAGUUUGGCUUGUCUGGGUUGGGACAGGGGAAACAUGAUCCUAGAUCAGCACUCCUACUCUGAGACGCUUUAUGAAUAUGGCCCCUGACCCCUAUGUCUCUGUGUCUGUCCAUCAGGAGAGCUGUGGCCUGACGGUGUGUGAGGGGAAGGUCUACAUCGUCGGGGGGAGAGAUAGUUGUGCCUCGGCCACCGACCAGGUGUGGGCCUACUGUCCCGAGAGCGGCAAGCUGACGGACGAGAAGCCCAUGUCACGCAGUGUCAGCUACCACGGUUGUGUCACUGUCACCCAGUGGCCACCACAGAAGACCCACUGAGGUGUAGGGUGGUUGACACUAGAUGCUGAUCAUGGGUCAGUUAUGCAUUUUCCCCACUAAUGGUCAAAGUUAGUAUUGGUGGAGGAGAAGCUGAUCCUAGAUCUGUACCUAGGGGAAACAUCACCCCAUAACCUGGGCUGCUGCCUGAAGAUAGGCAGUUGACCGAAUCAUAUUCCCAUAGCCUGCUACUAUUGGGUGAAAGUACUUACAACUCCCUCCCCCAUCUAUAGACCACAAGAAUGAUGAGGCGACAAGAGACGGCUCAGACCUCACGUUUUGA
Coregonus sp. 'balchen' is the source of this 8095-nucleotide messenger RNA. Lineage: Eukaryota; Metazoa; Chordata; Actinopteri; Salmoniformes; Salmonidae. The record is from the annotation of a GenBank genome assembly.